This is a messenger RNA of Oldenlandia corymbosa var. corymbosa, 1605 nucleotides long. Lineage: Eukaryota; Viridiplantae; Streptophyta; Magnoliopsida; Gentianales; Rubiaceae. The record is from the annotation of a GenBank genome assembly.
AUGCGUGUGUCUUUGAAAGAUCACGGCCUUCAUGAAAUUGUGAGAUGGCAUGAUGCACAUAAUUGCAUGACUCCCGUGAAUGAUAAUGACAAUCGGUGUGUGGACGCGUCUUUGAUUGCUAGACUCGUCAGGAGAAAGGUUGAGGACAACGUAGAUUAUACGGUGGCCUCGGCACAGAAAGAUGUGAAGACCUUAUUGAAAGUAGAUGUACAAUACAAAAUGGUGUGGCACAGGAGGAGGAAAGCAAUAGAAGCGGUCUAUGGUGAUUGGACCUCGAAUUUUGAAGAACUUUCUAGGUAUAUCGUGGCGCUUAAGUUUACUAAUCCUGAGACUAUAGUAGAGUGGGAAUGGAAGGAGGGACAAGAAGCCAGUUUUGAUGCCACCCCUUUUGAUGGUGAUGAUGCUAGGUGGCGGGUUGUAACUGCCACACGGCUAAGUGGCAGGGGUGGGUCUUUGUAUACGGUGAACUACGAUGAACAUAGGUGGGAAUGUAGGUACACCUACGGAGACGUCGCAAGGAGCAGCUUGCCACCUUUUAGAGAUCAAUUAACAAGCCUGCGUGUUGAAGAUUUUUGGUGGCAACCAUAUGUAAAGGUCCUUGAUAGACUCCCUGAUUUCUGUAAACAAGGCCAAGCCAUUUGGACGACUAGGUGUUGGAUGUUCUGUUGGGCAAUUAGGGAACCCCACGAGUCGGGCACAGUUGUGAGACAAUUUGGAUACAUACAGGGUGUUUCCAGUCGCCCUAUGAUUAAAGAUAACAUAGCAUUUCUUCUCGAUCACGCCCAUAGUAUGUCUGGAUAUCCUAGCAACAAUUGGGUGGAUCACCAUUCCGCAGUACGUCCUCACUGGAGAAAGAGAGAAAAGUACGUUCUACAAGAUUUGGAGGUCAGAUACCCUGGCCAAGUAUAUGAUGGAUACUAUGAAUGGUUCAUAAUGAACACUGUCAAACUGAUAUCCAAUCCCAAAAAUUAUGCACCUAAAGGAUACGAGACUUCUUCGAGCCAAGUGAAAUUAUAUGGUGAAGUAUUGAACAACAUUCGCGUGAGUUCCGAGCAGUUUAGAGAUAAACGAGAUGAUAACAAUCUCGUAGACGAUGAACUCGAGGAGCAUUUGAACAAAAUCAUCGAUCAAGCACAUGCUGCUUUAACCCUUGGUGCAAAUGAUGAGAUUGAUGUGGACGAUACCCAAAUCCUGGUUGAUAAAGAACCAUCUAUGCCCUCACAACCUCCGCCGGGUAAAAAAGCGAAACCGUGGUCGAGAGAUAAGAUUGGAGGAGGAAGAAAGAGAAAGAUAGUGAUCCCCCCUCGGACAUCGCAAGAACAAAAUGAGGGUCAACAAAGAGAGGGCGAGGCGACUUCUUCUAGAGGCUCGCACAUCCAGGUCCUGACUCAAUUUGAAGACAUUGGUGGACCUGAGACUCAAUUUGGUGGAGAGUCACAACCACAACCGCAACCACAACCGGGAGUCCUAUUUCUCACCAUAGGAAAGUCCCAAUCCCAACUCCAACCGCGUCAACAACAGGGUUCAAUACUCACGUAUCUUCGGAGGGAAGACAGGAACCGGCAGGGGCCAAAUAAAUACACUCCGGAUGCGCUUAAGAAAUGA